AUGGAAGAUAAAUUAACUAAAAAAAGUUAUCGUAAACAAAAACGAGCAUAUCAUAGGCUUCUUAGAGAUAUGAACAUUAAAUGUUGUAAUAAUCCUACACAGUAUAUAAUGAUUUGCAAUGCUGGAUUAGUAACUGGAUUACAAAGAAAAACAUUACAAGAUGUGAUAAAUCUAUUUGUUAAUAAAUAUGAUUUAAUAAUGUUACCAAAUAAGUCAUAUUGUUUCAUUAAAUUUUAUUCAAUAGAAGAUGCUAUAUAUAUACAUAACAAAAUUCAUGGUAACAUUAAAAUUAAUGGACAAAAUACACCAUUGUAUACAACAUUUACAGAAUCAGUUCCUGAUUUAAAUUGUGAAUGGUCUUCAAAUCUACCUUCUGGUAUUAAAUUAAUUAAAGAUUUUAUAACUGAAGAAGAAGAAAAAAUGUUAUUAAGUACAAUUACUUGGAAUAAUGAAGGAUCAUCUGACUUAAAACAUAGAAAAGUUAAACAUUUUGGAUAUGAAUUUCAAUAUGAUACAAAUAAAGUAGAUCUGGAUAAGCCUAUUAUACCUAUACCUAAAAAUUAUCAAUUUUUACAAACAUUAUUUAAACAAUAUCAUGAUGUUUCAUAUGAAUACGAUCAACUGACAAUUAAUCAUUAUUUACCUGGUCAAGGUAUUCCAUCUCAUAUUGAUACACAUAGUGUUUUUGAGGAUAGUAUAUUAUCACUAUCAUUAGGUUCAGCAUGCAUAAUGAAUUUUAAAAAGGAAAAUAAAAAAGCUUCUCUUUUUUUACCUCCACGUUCAUUAUUAAUUAUGUCAGGAGAAGCUCGUUAUGCAUGGUCACAUGGAAUUUGUCCUAGACAUAAUGAUAUAGUACAAACUUCAAAUGGAAUAACAACUCAAUCACGGGGAACCAGAGUAUCAUUUACAUUUCGAAAAGUUCACAGGGGUGAUUGUUGUUGUAACUUUCCUGAAUAUUGUGAUACAAAACAAAAUAAUUCUAUUACUAUUAUUGAUAAUAAAAUAGCACUAGGAAUAGAAACCUCUUAUGUACAUGAUGUUUAUGACAAAAUUUCAAAUCAUUUUGAUGAAACAAGACAUAAACAAUGGCCCAAUGUAUCAAAAUUUCUUCAAUCUUUAAAAGUAGGUGAUAUUUUAUUAGAUGUAGGAUGCGGAAAUGGUAAAUAUCUCUAUCAAGAUAAACAUUUAUUUAAGGUUGGAUGUGAUAGAAGUUAUAAUUUAAUGAAAAUAUGUCGGAAUAAAAAUUUUGAAAUAUUCCUAUGUGACUGUUUAUAUUUACCCUAUAAAGAUAAUAGUAUGGAUGCAAUAAUAUGUAUAGCUGUAAUUCAUCAUCUUUCAACUCAUGAACGACGGAAACAAGCAAUUUUUGAAUUAGCAAGAAUUCUUAGACCAAAUGGAAAAUGUUUAAUUUAUGUGUGGGCAAAAGAACAAGAAAAAGAUUCUAUCCAAACAGCUUAUUUGCGAUAUAAUUUAAUUAAAAAAGAAGAUAAUAUUUCAUACACGCAAAAGUUAACAGAAUAUGGUGUAACAUUACCAAUACAUGAAAAUCGUACAAAAUUUAUUUGCAAUGACAUGCUUGUUCCAUGGAAAAGAAAAGGAGGAGGAAAUUUCCUUAGAUAUUAUCAUGUAUUUGAAGAAAAUGAAUUGUCGCAAUUAUGUUUAGAAAUACCAAAUUUUACAAUAAAUGAAGCAUAUUAUGAUCAAGGAAAUUGGUGUGUAAUUUUACAAAAAAAGAAUGAAAUAAUCAAAUAAAUUAAUUUCUAAUGAAAAA
Molecule: messenger RNA, 1771 nt
Organism: Apis dorsata (giant honeybee)
Lineage: Eukaryota; Metazoa; Arthropoda; Insecta; Hymenoptera; Apidae
Product: alkylated DNA repair protein alkB homolog 8
Exons: 7
Coding region: 1-1752 (583 amino acids)
Molecular function (GO): S-adenosylmethionine-dependent methyltransferase activity; nucleic acid binding
Source: RefSeq, a predicted model, not a curated record